AGAUGCAACAGACAAGAGGGGCGUUCGCACGUUUAACUACGAGGUCCAGACAACUCUCUAGAUGUUAUUUUUUAUUCGAAACAAGUGUGGCAAGACAGCUAGAAAAUACGCAAGAGUUGAACCUGUCAACACUACUGAACGCGGCACCGUGGUUGCACUUGCGGAUUGUUCGAAGUAGGAAGGUUUAUUCACGUCUGCGUGAACCGUCUAAGAGAGCAGACGCACUCAGAUACACACACACACACACACACGUUUGCCGUAUGGCGAGUUUGAUGCUACCUAGUUUCGCUCCCCAGUGUUUGGCGGUAAAAGCAGUCAGUGGUUUUCAGUACUCGAGACUUGGACUUUCGUAAAUCCGAACGUGCACUACGAUAACGGCAUGGAUGAACCUUCGAACACAGCUUACACCCCGGACUUAAAGAAGGUAUUGAAAAGUUACCAAUCAGCGGCACUUGGUAGCCUACUUGGUCCUAAUACUUUCAUGGCUACCUGGGAGAUAGGAGCCAUUACGGAAAAGACAGUAGAUACGAUGCCGUUCUUAAAGGAAAGACUUGCGGCAGUAGACUCUUUGGGACGUGGGUCCUCUCCUGCUUCUGUUAUCGAAAAAUCUGUGGCUCAAGAACCAAAAGAAAAAUCGGAAUCAGAUUAUGACCCGUUUUUGAUGCCCCCGCCGUUUCCCAUUCAACUACCCCCGAUUUUUACCCAACCGGACAGCAGCUGUAAAAGGUCUGACACCGUUUUAGAGGGUGAAAUUAUAUCUUGCUUCACUGUCGGCGGUGAGAAACGGCUCUGUCUCCCGCAGAUUCUGAACACCGUACUCCGGGACUUCACUUUGCAACAGAUAAACAGUGUUUGCGAUGAACUGCACAUAUUUUGCUCUCGUUGCACACAAGAACAACUGGAAGUACUGAAGCUAACUAACAUUUUACCUUUUAGUGCGCCGAGUUGUGGACUCAUUACAAAGACCGACGCAGAGCGAUUAUGUUCAGCACUGCGAUACGCGAUUCUACCAAAAUCAGAACUGCACGUUCAGCAGAAACUUUUUUUUAAAUUCCGAGUGUUUCAUCGAUGCUUUGGGAAAUGUUCAGGAACCCUUGUCCCUGAUCUUUACACUGCACCUUUUGCGAGAUGUAUAGAAUGUGCUGAGUGCCAUGCACUAAUGAGUCCCGGGGUCUUUGUCUGUCACGCACAUCGUGCAAGAGAAAAUCGCACGUGUCACUGGGGGUUUGAUUCUGCCAACUGGCGGGCAUAUGUGAUGGUGGCUAAAGACGAAGAGGACAGAGAAAGCUUGGCAAAACACCUAGAAGACUUUAAAGCCAAAUUUGAACGCACACAAAACUUGAAGAGAAAACAGGCGAUUUUAGAAGACAGAAGUUUUCCGAAAAGGAUAAAGAUCAAAGAUUCUUUUGUCAACUCCUUCACUUACCCUUCUCUAUCCUGGGAUCCAGCCUUAGCCUACCUAUACGACGGAUCUACAGAUGGUUCUUGUCCUGUCACAUCUUUCAAAACGUGGCCGGUACCCACGCUAAAGCAACCCAUUUUACCACUACCUCCAACGUCCAGAGGAAGGGAAUCACAAAUAAGGUGUUUAAAGUCUACAAAAUUUCCCGAGAAUUCUACUGUGGAACCAGAAGUAGAGGAACAUGCAACUUGUAGUGAAGACCACACCUUAAGUGAAGGUGUUGAUGUCAGUAAAGAACUGGAACAACUCGGUGCUUUGCUUCAGAAUUAUCAGCUUCAAGAAGAAGAACAGCAGAAAAUCAUGUCUCAAGUAGAAAACAUCAUCUCAAAGUAUUGUGGUUACCUGGCUAAAAUUGUUCUAAAACAAAAGUGUUUACGAAAGGAUUUUGAAAUUGAACGUAGUUCCAACCUGCAGAAACUCGAGGAGCUGCAGAAGUCUAAGACAAAACUAGAGCUAGACAUUCAGGUUUUAAAGAACCAAAAACAUAACAGAGUUAAAGAUGUUGCUGAGAAAGAAGAAAUUGGCAAAUGCAAGGGUAGAAAGAUGAAUAAAAUCAGUUCAGAAAAAUGCUUCUGCGAAGACUAUCCAGCUCUGUUAAACCAGAACAGAGUUCUUUGGGAACAGCUGGUGACCUUACAAAAAGUGAAGGAAAACCUUGUGCCAAAACUAGCAAACACAAGCACUGACAAAGGUCACGAUAGUGGACCUCUUACUCCAGAUUCUGGUGUAGAGAGUUUUGUAGGAGGUGGUAAGUCUCCAAAAGUUGAAGAUCUGGUUAGCUUGCCCAGCGACAAAGACUGAACUGUACUAAGUAACUCUGUAAGCAACUCCUUGUAGAAUAAGGCAGCAAAGAGGAAGAUGGCAAGGUUGUGAUGGAAAGCAGUGCAUGAUCUCAUUAAAGGUUAUUCUGCCCUAUUAAAGUUUUUAGCUCAGGAUCUGAAGAUUUUUUUAUUCAUAUUUUCUAUCCUUUCAACAUUUAUCUCAAUAUGUUCAGAAACAAAUUAUGUUCAGCUAAUCUUCACAUCAUGGACCAGAAAUUUCUUUCUGUCAAUCAUCUACAUCACAUCUUUGUGGACAGUAGUUUUAAUCUGUCCUGGUUCUUUUUUUCUUUUUACAUAAAAAAUAUAAGGAUUAUAUCAUUGAAAAGAAAUCAGUGAUUUACCACACAGUGCAAAAGAAAUAUGUAUAUUUGUUUUGUUUUUUAACUACUUGUCAAAAAAUUAGGGCAUCGAUUGAUGGUUGUUUCAAGAACGUAGUUGUUGUCUGUGUUUUGUUAAAUAUAGAUGCAUGUUGUGUAUAUAUUUAACAAGAAGCAUUGUGCAUGGCUCAUUUAGUAUUUACUCUUUUCACUUUAAAUGUUUGAAGUGUGUGAAAAAAAAGUGAACAGUAAGAUAUAACUGUAAUUAAGUGUAGUGUAGUGUGGUUCAUAAAUUGGUAGUUUAAUAGAUAUACUUCAAAAAUUAUCUUUGUACAGAGGCAUCGCUAGGUGCUUAAAAGAUUUGGGGCUCAGGCCCAUAAGCACGGGAACUUUCAGUGUUUCAGUACGAUAUCAAUCAUGGUUUACUAUUCUGAUUUUUCAAGACACCAAUUGGGGAUUCUGGGCACGGGUCCUGUGUGCCAGUGCUUGGCAACAUCUCUGCCUUUAUAAGAAUAGAAGGUUAAUGGUUGGUUGGUUGGCAUUUUUUGGCACAAAGCAACUAGGCUAUCUGUGCCAAAGGUUAAUGGACAGGUACCUUAUAUAAACUCAACUGUUGAUGACCUUUAAGUAUACACACUUUCUUCAUGAUAGUAACACACAACAUAAGACCUUGCAUAAACUCAGUUGAUGAUCUUUAAGAAUGCACACUUUCUUCAUGAUAGUAACACACCACUAAAGACCUUGUGUAAACUCAGUUUUAGAUUAUCUUAAAUUAUGCUUCUCAGUAAUGAUGAUACAUUUGCUUUUUGUUUAAAAAAUCUUGUUUUGCUAACCAGCUGAAAUGUUUUGUUAGAGGUCACAAAAUAUCAUAGCCAUCUUCAAUUAUUGUUAAAGUUGAAAAAACUAAAUAUUUGUUGCAUACAGAAAGGUAUGUUCAAUUCAAUCAUUUAGAUAUGGAUGAACAUAUCUAUCAGUCUAUAAGCAUACUGAGCAACCAAGUAAGACACUUUUUAAACAGAGUUUACAAUUUUUAUUCUUAUUUUUGGUAGCUUCAAACUAAAUGCACGUUUUCAAAUAAACAAAAAAGCUCAAAUUCACCAUCCAAUGUAUAAUAACUUUUAGGGUUACCAAUUGUAGAGUUAUUGUAUCAAUAUAAGAUUAUUUGUGGUGAGUAAGACAUUACAAGCACCAUGUACAUCGAAUAACAGAAUCGCUACUUACUUCCCUAUGUUUUAAUGAGGGAAGGGAUACAGUUGCAUCCAGUCUAAGCCAUGGAACUGAAAUAAUUUUCAGUUAAAUAAGACCAGCUGAAGUCAUUGUUUAUAACUGAUUUGCAAGGAUUACAAAUUGUCCAAGAAUAUAUUAAAAACUUACUUUGGGCACAGAGCAGUGAUCUAACCUUGAGUUUUGAACCAAGCAUGCAUGGCUUGUAUUGUUUCAUGAUAUCAGAUUUUCAAAUUCUGGAGUAUAUUAAUGUAUAAACUAUAUAUGAAUCUAUAAUAUGUCCCUCACAAGCCUGCAUUAUUUUACUAAUAACAACAAUAUCAUGGUUUGGAUUAUGCAGUAAUUCACAUGUUGUUAAAGAAGGGACUAAAAAUGUUUGAUGUAUAAAUUUUUUUUAUUCUGCUUUGUCGACUUAUUGGUCAUUAUGUAUAAAUGACUACACACUGUUAACUACGGAUAGCAUAUUUUUCCUUAAACUGAGUCAGCAGUUUUGUACAGCCAACAAGAGAGUUCAAAUUGUUCCCUCUUGGCGAUAGAUAUCGAUAUUUACAGAUGUUUAAACCAUGUAAAAAAACAAACUGUUCUGACUUAAAAGCUAUAUUAGGCCGACAAAAACUGCAUUGGUGAAAUUUAAAAGAGAAAGUAAUAUCAUUGACUGCAGUAAAAUUAUUGAUAUUUUUUAAAGACUUGAACUUUAUUGCUAAGUUGUAUUGUUGUUCAAUAUAUUAGUUAACAUUUACAAGUCAUACUGUUUUAUUGGAAAUCGCAUUAAAAAAAACAUGUUAAAACCUAGGCAGAUUCUUUGUCUCAGAUAUGAUUUAUCUUUUUUUUUAUUUAAUCUGUUUUUUACCAACCAGAUCAGAUUUUAUUUAGAGUUUUUUGAAGAACGUUUUAUGCUUCUUGAAUCAAGUUGUAUAGGCUCUGUUGUAAAGAUUUAUUGGCAAUACAGAUUAAACUCCAAAACCCUUUGAUUAGAGUGAACUUAUGACUAUUCAGGGACUGUUUUGACUUGUUAAAAAACUUCCCAUUCUUUUGUAUUUUAGAAGAGAAUUGUGUUUAACCAUGCUUGACAAGAAGCUUUUUCUGCAACAUGUUGCACUUAGAAAGAAUGAAUUAUGUUGUUACAUAAAAAAAUCAAUACAACCAGAUGUAAUAUUUUAAAAGCACCAGUAAAUAUCUCUCAUACUUUUUGUUGAAGAUUGUGCUAAAUGUAAGUGUUAAGGAUGAGUUUUUCAUAACUUUAGAUUACACUAUACUAGUGAAGCAAGUCCAUUAGAUGAUGCAAGUUUUUGGUGUUUUAUUCUGAGUACCUGUAUUGUAAGGUUUCACUGACACAGAGAAUAGAGUAUUGCCAAUUUAUUUCAUUCCUCCCUGUUAGCUAUAUUCUAGAAGCUUGAAUUCCUUUAGGAAAAUAAUUAUGCUGUACAAAUCCUUCUGCUGAUUUCAAACCUGGGAUAAUACUUUUUUAACCUCAAAAUCCAACUUGUAAGCACUAUUAAUGUCAUAGCUGAUAGUAUAAGACAUUUACAUUUAGCAUCUAAUAAUGAACAAAGAACCACAUACAGCUUUAUCCAUGCUUUAUGAGGCAAGAAGGGAUCACAGAUUGAUUAUAUUUAUUAGAGUAUGUGAUUAUCCAUACUGUAUGAGGCAAGAAGGGAUCACAGAUUGAUUAUAUUUAUUAGAGUAUGUAAUUAUCCAUACUGUAUGAGGCAAGAAGGGAUCACAGAUUGAUUAUAUUUAUUAGAGUAUGUAAUUAUCCAUACUGUAUGAGGCAAGAAGGGAUCACAGAUUGAUUAUAUUUAUUAGAGUAUGUGAUUAUCCAUACUGUAUGAGGCAAGAAGGGAUCACAGAUUGAUUAUAUUUAUUAGAGUAUGUGAUUAUCCAUACUAUAUGAGGCAAGAAGGGAUCACAGAUUGAUUAUAUUUAUUAGAGUAUGUGAUUAUCUAUACUGUAUGAGGCAAGAAGGGAUC
Molecule: messenger RNA, 5794 nt
Organism: Limulus polyphemus (Atlantic horseshoe crab)
Lineage: Eukaryota; Metazoa; Arthropoda; Merostomata; Xiphosura; Limulidae
Product: ski oncogene-like
Exons: 5
Coding region: 380-2263 (627 amino acids)
Biological process (GO): negative regulation of BMP signaling pathway
Cellular component (GO): nucleus
Molecular function (GO): RNA polymerase II cis-regulatory region sequence-specific DNA binding; SMAD binding; DNA-binding transcription factor activity, RNA polymerase II-specific
Source: RefSeq, a predicted model, not a curated record